Molecule: messenger RNA, 4013 nt
Organism: Osmia bicornis bicornis
Lineage: Eukaryota; Metazoa; Arthropoda; Insecta; Hymenoptera; Megachilidae
Product: beta-1,3-galactosyltransferase 5-like
Exons: 2
Coding region: 785-2056 (423 amino acids)
Cellular component (GO): membrane
Molecular function (GO): hexosyltransferase activity
Source: RefSeq, a predicted model, not a curated record
UGUGAGAUCGAAAUUUCUCGUAAUAAAAAGUGAUCGCGAAUCGUGAUGGCAGACAAUCGAGGAUAAAACAUCGACGCCAUCGAUACAACGUGUAUCGAUAUUCUCGCAGCAGCAUAGCAGUGCAUAGCAGCUAAGCAGCAUAGAAAUUGAUAGAAAUAAUCGUUGCGUGUUGCGUGGUGUCGUUGAUGCGGCAGGCAGCAACCAGAAGUGACUAGAAGCAACCACGACAACGCAACAGCAACAACGAUGGCGAUCAUUUUGUUUGAUGCUACGGUUACGUGUUACGCUAGUUUGCUGCCUCUAUAAUUAUAUACAUACAUGUACAUAAGUAAGUACAUGUUUGCUUGUUGUGUAGAAAAUAAGUAAGAAACUAGUGCGUACCGAGUUAAAACAAGACGUGUGAAUAAUUGCCAUGCUUUGGCUGUUUGUUAAACACAAAACUCGCAUAAAGCGAAUUUAAAGGACAAACAACCAUCUGUUCGUAAACAUGUUCAGGAAACAACAGUUAGAUAAAACAAGGAAAUAUUCGAGGAUAUUAAAUAUUGUUGCUUCUACCGAAGCAGUAUGGGAAUGAUUUAUUUAGCGAAAUAUUCUUCGAUUCGCUUGAAAAGCAACCUUGUUUCUCUGCUGGAGUUUGCGAGGAGUCGUCGUCACGCAGAAAUUCGCUCUUGGAAUUGUUCCAUGAUAUAUAUAUUAAAUAUAUGUAUGUAUAUUGCAACGACGUAAGCGAAGAAUUCGUUCGAAAGCAUCGAAAGGAAAUAAACGAGCAGCGAAAAGUUUCACGAUGCAUCAAUUGUUACAUCUUCGUAAUCGGCCGUUGCAAACCCUAAUACUAGGAUUAAUUGCAUUGACUUUUUACGCAUAUUAUCGUACUACUUAUUACGAUGUAACUCAAUACACCGUAUCUCGGAAUAUUAGUUAUUCUCCGUUUCGAGAAAUGUACAAACAGCGAGGAAAUGCAAGCUCAGAGCCACGUAUGGUUAGGGUAGAACCAUCGAAGAACGCUUCCAUUGAAUCUUCAGUAGCAGCAGUUGGUUCUUAUAAUUCGCAAAAUACCAGCAACGUUUCAAAUUCUCUGGUUACGAUGCUGUCGCCGUCUUCUAGUAGUUCUCAAGCUCUGUCUUUCGUUAAUAAUAUAUCGAUAGUUGGUUCGAAACAAAGUAGCGAAAAGCCUGCAGCGCGAGCGGAAAAGGCUUUCAACAAUGAAACGAAAGAAGCCUCGACAGUUUUUAACGAGUACUCUUUACGUGCUAUUUACGAAGCUGGUCACACGGUACCGAUUCCGGAAAGCUGCCCAAAUUUUGGCAAAGAAAUGGAUCUUGUUAUAAUAAUAAUGUCAGCACCGACUCAUCUCGAGGCUCGAAUGGCAAUACGACAAACGUGGGGUCACUUUGGUCAGAGGAACGACAUUGCGAUCUUGUUUAUGUUGGGUGCAACUUUAGACCCGAAAGUGGAAAUGAUUUUAAGGAAAGAACAAAAGACUUACAACAAUAUAAUACGUGGAAAAUUUUUAGAUUCUUACUCCAACUUGACGCUUAAAACGAUAUCCACCUUGGAAUGGGUGGAUAGUUAUUGCCCGAAGGUUAAAUUUCUUUUAAAAACCGACGACGACAUGUUUAUUAACGUUCCGCGUCUACAGGCUUUCAUAAUGAAACACGCGAAAGACAAGAACGUGAUAUUUGGUAGAUUGGCUAAAAAGUGGAAACCAAUUAGAAAUAAAAAAAGCAAAUAUUAUGUUUCUCAAACGCAGUUCAAACAUACCGUUUUUCCAGAUUUCACCACUGGUCCGGCUUAUCUAUUGUCUACCGAUAUCGUUCGCAAAUUGUACGACGCUGCAUUCGAUCAAACGUACCUCAAGCUUGAAGACGUUUUUGUCACCGGUAUCGUUGCCGACAAACUAGGAAUUAAGAGGACGCAUGCCAACGAAUUUUUAAAUAAAAAAAUAUCGUACAGCGCAUGCAACGUGCAACGUGGUAUCAGCAUUCAUAUGGUCAAGUAUGUUGAACAGUUUGAUCUUUGGAAGAAAUUACUCGACGGGAAGAGCAAAUGUAAAUGAUAAGCAUCUAUAGCAAGCAAAUCCUCCAAACGGCACUUGUCUUUUAGUUUGUGUAAAUACCUCGUUUACUUUGUUUAUCGUAGACGAGUGACAUCACUUUCUACGCAUCGAUCCAGUAUUUGUUUCUUCGUCGUUUGUUGUUCGUUGUUCGUUGUCGGGCGAUUGACGAUCGACGAUAGAUCGAGAGAAAUGUUGUUUUCUGUUUAAGUAGCAUCCUCUUCGCUUCUACUUAAACGAUUUAUCAACAGACUGUAAUUCUUUGUUCGAAUCGUUAUUUUCUUGUUAUUUGUCGCAAUCAUUUCUAUUCGAGCGGUAACGAGUAAAGAAUCGUUCGUAACGUACGUAAUCUUUACUCCCCAAUUUGUUUGCGAUUAAACAUGAAAACGUGUCUUAUUCUUCGUCUCACAAUCGGAAUAAUUAUAGCAAAUUCGUUUACUCGUAUAAUGUUGUCGAACGAUUUAAUACUCUCAUGUACUCGAUAUUCCGUGUUGUACAGCUUUAUACACGUAAAAAAAAAAAAAGAAAGGAAAAGAAAAGAAAAAUGAUAACAGUCAGUUCCUCGUCAUUUUUUCAUUGUUAAUUGUGUACGAUUACACAAUAAUUUCAUUAUUACACCAUGUUGGUGACCUUGGCUCUCUUUAAAUGAGAUUAUUGCGUAAAAAUAAAAUUGCAGUCGAAAUUAUCAUUGAGCGUGAGCGUGAGCAUGAGCGUGCGUACAUCCAUGUACAUAUUUAUAAGUGACCUAUUGUAGUCUGUGAUUGAUCAAACUCGAAUUUUUUGCAUCGCUAUAGGUGAUUUUCUCAAAAAUUACACAAAAGCUUGCAAGUUAACUUUUUAUUUUUUUUUGCAUUUGUGCGACGCGCCACCUUGAAAAUGUUACUUCUAUUUAAAGAAAUGCAGUAUGUUUUCUAGUAUUCACGAUGUUUGCUUUCUCAAAUCAAACGAUAUCGUAUACGUUCUACGGCAACUUUGUGUAUACUAGCAGUAUUACCGAGUAACGAGCGUGAAAUGCAAUGAAAAAUGAUCAAACGAUUGCUUGUUUCGAGAUCACCAAUUCGUACUGACAAUCGUAUGGUAUACGAAUAUCAUUUAUUUACAUUCCAUUACCUACAGUUGCUGCUAGACAUAUCUAGCUACUGUUCCUGAAUAAUUUACAUUUUAUUUUUAUACAGUUUCUAUUACGAGUGUCUUGUAACGAGCGUGCAAACUUGUAAACGAUACGAAUAGUUUCGAUAAAGUAACUGUUAUCAUUUUACAAUAAUUUUAACGCGAAAAUGAAAUUAAAUAUUGACUCGAAAUUGCUAACGAGUUAAUUAAAAAUCGAGUUACAUCGUUAUCGCGUUGCAUGAAAAUGUCCACAUACAUAUGUACAGUAAUGCGCCACUUAACAACAAGAGGGUACGUUGUAAGAAACGCGUCGUUAUACAAAAAUCAUGCAGUGUGAGUACUUAUCCAAAUUUAGAUGCUUUACUCUACUCUGUAUGUACCCACCUAGAUUAUAUGAUAUUCUGCGUCUUAUACAUGUAUGCCGUUCGUCGUUGAUCGAAACGCUGUUACGCAGCGCAUCACUGUACAUACAUGUAUGUAUAUUUCAUUUUUUUAACGAAUUUCGCCCCACUAAUUUAUUUUAUAAAAGUACACUACGACUGAGGAGUUUCUCUACGUAACGUGAAAUUUACUCUUCAUCAUUUUACUGUGGAGCAGAAAAAGUAUGAUAGUUAAAUUAUACGAAUCUGCCUUAUUUUUCAGUAGGUACUGUUUAUGUAACCCUUUCGGAAUAGAACCCCGCAGAUCUGUACGCUCCGUGUAGCCGGACUUUGCCGAAUGAUGAUAUCUGUAGUGUCGAAAGGGUUAAUACUCGUGUACAUACAUACAUAAUAUAGAAUAAGUUUAGUCGUGCUCGAGUGUUAUCGUACACUUGAAUUUAUUGUUAAGUAAAUUUAUUCAACUUUUUUAA